This is a messenger RNA of Calliphora vicina (urban bluebottle blowfly), 1005 nucleotides long. Its product is annotated as palmitoyltransferase ZDHHC3. The transcript has 4 exons. The coding region runs from base 90 to 947 and encodes 285 amino acids. The record is from RefSeq and is a predicted model, not a curated record. NCBI's taxonomy places the organism in Eukaryota, Metazoa, Arthropoda, Insecta, Diptera, Calliphoridae. Gene Ontology annotation, molecular function: palmitoyltransferase activity.
UUUUGUAGUUUUUUGUUUUUGCAACUUUAAAGUAAAUCAUUAAAAUUUUUUAAACAUUAGAACUAGCUAAAAAUAAACUUAAGGGCGUUAUGUAUGGCCCCAUGCAUAGUAUGUCAACUGGUGAUCCGCACAAUCGUUGUUGCGCUGGCCGCGCCUGGUGCGUUAAGGAUAUUUGUGGGAUUUUUUGUGCCGUCCUAACAUGGCUUUUAAUAUUAUUUGCGGAGUUUGUUGUAAUGCGAGUCAUUUUGUUGCCCAGUCCACAUCCCGUUUUUAGUACAGUGAAUACAAUCAUAUUUCAAAUGUUAGCAUUCUUAGCCUUUGCCUCACACAUACGCACCAUGUUAUCAGAUCCGGGUGCUGUGCCCCGAGGAAAUGCAACCAAAGAAAUGAUUGAGCAAAUGGGCUAUCGGGAAGGACAAAUGAUAUUCAAGUGUCCCAAGUGUUGUAGUAUUAAACCGGAGAGAGCACAUCACUGUUCGGUGUGUCAGCGUUGUAUACGUAAAAUGGAUCAUCAUUGUCCAUGGGUAAAUAACUGUGUGGGAGAAAAUAAUCAAAAAUAUUUUGUUUUAUUUACGUUUUAUAUAGCAUCUAUAUCUGUACAUGCCAUAUUUUUGGUUUUAACUUCGUUUGCUGAAUGUGUGCGCAAUGAAUGGCGCCAAUGUUCGCCGUAUUCUCCACCGGCCACAAUAUUUCUGUUGCUUUUCCUAACAUUUGAGGCUUUAAUGUUUGCCAUAUUUACGAUUAUAAUGUUGGCCACCCAAUUAACUGCCAUACUCAAUGAUCAAACGGGUAUUGAACAACUUAAAAAAGAAGAAGCCAGAUGGGCGAAAAAGUCACGGCUAAAAUCAAUACAAUCGGUUUUUGGACGUUUUUCUUUGGCCUGGUUUUCGCCGUUCACUAAGCCAUCGGGGAAAUCUCGAUUUAAUGCUCACUUUUAUUCAGUGUAAAAAUAAGUGCCUUCCAAACACUUUACAAAAUGAUUAAAAUGAACUUUACCAAAAAGAA